AUCGGCAUUAGUCAAUAUCAAUAUCUGACUGAUUUGAAUCGAUUAUUUGUAUUAUUUCAAAGGUAAAAUAUUAAAAGCAGAUCACUAUAUCUAAAUUAAUGGCAUAAUUUUGCAAAAAAAAAAAGAAAUAAGGAACACAAGAAUUGCCUAAUUAAGAAUUGAAGAAGAUUAGGAUCCAGGUUUUCAGUAAAAAUGUCACCGUUAAUAAUCCUAUACCGUAUAUGACUCAUUCAAGGACUAUUAUGGACCCAUAAUCAACGAACCAAAUAGAAACACGGAGACGGUUGCUUUGAGACGGUGGGGACGAAGGACAGGGACUUGCCCUAAAAGUACGGGUCCGUUGUGUUUUGUCGGUGUUGUCACUACCCCCUCUCAAGUCUGACCUUCGACUCCAUCACUCCAUCGCAGCAUCGGGAUUUAAAUUCCGAGUCUCUCUCUCUCUCUCUGUGAAGCUGGAUGCCUGGAACAUUCUCAACUCUUCUGCCUCAACCAAGUUAAAUUCUUUUCUAACAAGGCGGAGGAAGCUGAGAACCAUCUCUGAGCUUCGCGGAGCAGAGGAGUUCUGCUAAAAUAGAGGUUGUUGUGUCUUCGUUGUUGGCAUUUGGUCUUCGGAGAAUGAACUGGCGGGAAGCGGAUGGCUGUGGAAGCUGAGGCUGAUGCAACCACGGGGUUAGCUCUGUCGGAGACCGACAUCAAUUGGGACAGUAUGUCGUCGUUACUCGUGAUUGAUUUCCCCCUUUGGGUUUUAAUGGAUUUCAACUUGCUGGAGGGGUGUCUCCAGGAGAAAGCCUCCAGGCACAGUCACUGGGGCUACCACCCCUGUUGGAUAAGUCAAGGUUCCAUGUCAUUGGAGCUAUCCUCUUUACUGCUCAAUCAGCCUUACUACAUCCUAUUGGAGUUGUAAAAACUAGAAUGCAAAUAGCUGGAUCCGGACUGGCACAUAUCCGCGGAGUUUCAGUAUUCAGGCAUAUAAUGAAAAAUGAUGGUAUCCCUGGUAUUUUCCGAGGUUUUGGUACUUCUGCUGUUGGAUCACUGCCUGGUCGGGUUUUGGCUUUAACUUCACUUGAAGUAUCGAAAGAUAUGAUGCUGAAAUAUACUGAAGGUUUAGACAUUCCCGAAGCAACACGUGUUGGUAUUGCAAACGGAGUGGCAGGCAUGCUUUCAAAUCUAAUCUCCUGUGGGUACUAUGUGCCUUUAGAUGUGGUUUGCCAAAGACUAAUGGUACAAGGCCUUCCAGGGACAACAGUUUGUACUGGACCAUUUGAUGUUAUUCAUAAAGUGAUAAAGUCUGAGGGAUUUCGUGGUCUGUAUAGAGGUUUUGGAUUAACAAUUGUGACCCAAUCUCCAGCCUCUGCACUUUGGUGGGGUGCCUAUGGUGCUGCCCAGCAUGUCAUUUGGAGGAGUUUGGGCUAUUCAAACGAUGCAGAGAAGAAACCAUCUAGUAUGGAGAUGGUGACUGUCCAAGCUACUGCCGGAACUGUGGCUGGUGCUUGUUCCUCAGUUCUCACUACUCCAAUAGACACCAUAAAGACACGACUUCAAGUCCUGGAUAAUUAUGGUGUUGGUAGACCGUCGGUUAUGAAGACGACAAAGGCACUCCUUCAAGAAGAUGGGUGGAGAGGCUUCUAUAGAGGGUUUGGACCCCGUUUUUUGAAUAUGUCACUCUAUGGGACCUCAAUGAUCGUUACUUAUGAACUAAUAAAGAGAUUAUCCGUAAAGCAGCUGUGACAUUCUGACAUGGCAUAGGUUCCAUCUUCCUAAAGUUAAUGUAGCUCAUGUUCCCAAGAUAUUACGAGGUCUGCCAUGGAAUUGCAAGAGAUGGAGAUUAGCAGGUUAUCGUUUCUCCCAUUUCUUCUUCACGCCAGAAAUGACUGGCAAUAUAUAUUUUUCUGAAGGUGGUAUUGCAUCUUUCUAUUAGUAGGGGGGAAAAUGAAAUUCCUAGAAGGGGCUUAUAUGUUGUGCAAUGUUGGGUCACAAAGUGGCACCUCUAAUAUUUCUUGAGAUGCCAUUUUAUUUUAUUUUAUUUUAUUUUUUUCGGGUACUUUAGAAACAGUUCUUUUUCUUAAUAUUUUUUUGUGUUCAAGAUGGUGGUGGCUGACUAGUUCCUAAGAUGACAAAGUUACCUGUGCUGUUUGAUUGGCAUUAUUUGAGCUGAAAAUAGGAGGCGAAGUUUUUGUUUGAUUAUUUGAUACAGUCAGAACGAGGUGCAAUUUUUAUUUCAUUUUCUAUGCAACUAUUGAAGCUGUCCCUCAUAAAUCUUCGUUGUUGAGCCUUAUCUGUUUCCAAGCCAGCAAUAAUGCUCAGGUAAAGUUUGAAGUCGGAUCUUCUUUUCAAUCAGAACCUCCCCUCUCCCUGUUGUCAGGGGUAAGAGUAAUCGUUCGAUCACUUUGAAAAGAUGAAGGAAAGUUUUGUAAUCAUGAUUAUGUAAUUUAUCUACAACUUGUAUCAUGUUUGGUAAAUUUUUCUUUUUUAAAGUAAAGUUAUUCUAUUUUUCAAA
Messenger RNA from Macadamia integrifolia, 2497 nucleotides. Its product is annotated as solute carrier family 25 member 44-like. Gene Ontology annotation, biological process: transmembrane transport. The record is from RefSeq and is a predicted model, not a curated record. The transcript is spliced from 7 exons. NCBI's taxonomy places the organism in Eukaryota, Viridiplantae, Streptophyta, Magnoliopsida, Proteales, Proteaceae. The coding region runs from base 913 to 1728 and encodes 271 amino acids.